Messenger RNA from Seminavis robusta, 684 nucleotides. The record is from the annotation of a GenBank genome assembly. NCBI's taxonomy places the organism in Eukaryota, Bacillariophyta, Bacillariophyceae, Naviculales, Naviculaceae.
AUGCAAAAGAUGCAGUCAGAUAAGGUCAACAUGAAAACUUUGAUGGCUGCCUUCGACUGGAGGGAGCUCUCUGAGUCUGGCCAUGCAAAGAGCACUCACGAGAGAACCCAGUCCUCCUCCACUCCCAGUGACAGAGGCAAGCAGAGACGUGAUGGCUCCGAGAUUAGUUCCACCAAACGCAAUGGGAGCGGUAGAGGAAGCCGGGGCUCUUCCAUAAGGCGAAGUGUUGUGGAAUCACGUCGUCGAAGGAGUACGAGCAGGACAAGAAUUCAUCGAACUCAAACAAGCACGAAUGUUCAGCAGCGGCGGUCUUCAGAGCGGGGGCUGCUUCUUGGUGCGCCCAAACUGAAGAGGCGAUCAUCGUCAGCACCAUCAAUGUUGGACGUGUCAGCUGAGGACCUGGACCACUCGUUGGACCAGCGGGCGGCACCUCUGAGGAGAAAAUCCCUCAGUGGCAACUGUCACAUUGGUUGCUCCAAAAUCCAGGCCAGUAAUGGAACGAAAAGCAAGUAUUCUGGGCUUGCUACAGGUAUUGCCAGCAAGCUCGAAACCACUGACACAACAAGUGCUACCGGUAAGACCAAACGUCUUUUGGAGCUUCGUAAAAACUUGCAGGUCACUGCGGGUCAGAUUGUACCCAUUCAGCUCGACAAGAGCAUUGUGGUCGGACCCAUGAUAACAUAG